Messenger RNA from Ruditapes philippinarum (Manila clam), 811 nucleotides. RefSeq lists its product as uncharacterized. Lineage: Eukaryota; Metazoa; Mollusca; Bivalvia; Venerida; Veneridae. Bases 50 to 727 code for a protein of 225 amino acids. The record is from RefSeq and is a predicted model, not a curated record. The transcript has 2 exons.
ACCGUCAUGCGAUUUGGGGUCUUAAUGACAUAAUGCGCAAACGUCAUAAAUGACGUCAAAAGUCAUACCGGAAGAUCAUUGCGAAACUACACAUGUUAAUCUAGAAGUUUUGUUUACGAUUAUUAUCGACAGGUUACACGUAUUUUCUUUGCGUAAAAUGGCCGAAGAGCUAGAGGAACUAGAGAGCCUUUUAUCAGAGCAUUUUGGCAGAACACCGUUGACUACACCCUUUAAUACCCAGGAAUAUGUUAGUAGCGACAGCGGUUCUGACCAAGACAUCAGGGAAAAUAGUAUAGUGGAGAGCCGUGUGCGAGACUUCCUUUACCAGGAUAGAGGCGCAUGUACUGGUGCAAAUGGUUGUUCGGAAGACAUUGAAAGGGAUGAAGAGCUUGAAUGGUCCGAUGAAGAUGAAAUCUGUGAUGAUUAUGUUGAACCAGAUUCUGACCGGCAGCAGGUUGAACUUUAUAAAUCAAGUAAAUGCUGUAGGUUAGCAUGUAGCGGAAAAUUCACUAAAGAUCAAAUAUAUCAGUACCUACUUAAUGUGAAAGAAAUGGAAAAAGAAACAAAGGAAAUUUACAUUAUGGGUCUCAUAAAUGAUGAAAGAUCUACAGAAAAAACACAACGUGGUAAAAAACGUCAAAGAAUGAGAAGAAAGUAUACGUUUCAUGGUACUGAAGUAUGUAAAAAGACAUUUCUACUUUGUCAUGGCAUAGUGAACACUAAGUAGCUUAAGUAAGCAAGUUUUUCAGGAAGGUAUUGCUCCACGUAUACAUGGAAAUACUGGCAGAAACCACAUAAUGCUAUUACCUUU